AUGACGGCGCCGCGAAAGAACCACGUGAGGACGACAUCGCAGAAGGAAAAUCGAAGCCAGAGAUACGCGCAAUUAUCGAAGCAAAAGCAGUACCGGGAAUUGCGAUGGAUUCGGGCGUCGAAAAGGCCUUGA
Molecule: messenger RNA, 132 nt
Organism: Chondrus crispus (carragheen)
Lineage: Eukaryota; Rhodophyta; Florideophyceae; Gigartinales; Gigartinaceae
Exons: 1
Coding region: 1-132 (43 amino acids)
Source: RefSeq, a predicted model, not a curated record